AAAUUUAAAUUUCAUCUUGGCUGAACAAAGUUGGUGCCUACCUUACAAAACACGAACUUAAAAAUUUUACUUUUAUUCGCCUUCACUGUCUAAACAUUUCGAAUUGGCAGGCUUGACCACUAAAAUCGAAAGGCUGCGUACGAUCGAUGAUGACAGAGAAAAAUCCUUUUUCCGGGCCUAUUAGGCGAACAGAAAUACCGAUUUACCGCGACCAGGUGGACAGGUUCCGUCAUGAAACGGUGAAAGCUCAAGAGGCAUUGGAGGAGCCUCUUUUGCUGAGGAAGUUUCUUGGAGAGUCAAUUUCAACCUGCAGACAUCAAGUUGCAGAUGUUUACAACAAAUACCAUCCCGAUCUUACUGAAUUCAAAGAUAAAAUUGACACUGGAAUCGCCCACGCCAAUGUGACCAUUGAUUAUCUGAGGCAAGAGGAAAAUGACAUAUCAAGGGUUGGUGCUGUAGCAAUGGCUGGUAUGGCUGGACUUAUCCUUGGUCUUAGGGGAGGCAUCAUCAGAAAACUCUUCUACACCUCCACUGCAGCAACUGGUAUGGCUGCAUUGUGCUACCCUACUCAGGCAAUUGAUGUCUCCAAGGACCUGAUGGUGCAUUCUAAGAAGUACGCUUUGAUCAGCUAUAACUUCAUCAAAGGAGUAGAUUCAGGAGAAAGUAAGCCUGCUGCUGUCUCGUCCCCAGCUAAGGUUGUUAAGCUGUCAGAACCAUCAAAACCAAAGGCUCCAUUGGUAAAAGGUGAUCCUGGAAUGUCUAAUCCGGAGGACAAAGACAUGUACACAACUCGUUCGUAGAAAUAAUGUCUCCCGACAGAACUUUGGCAGUGUGCUGCGGCUAAUUUAGACAUUCACAAUAGAACGUCUUUUUAUUAGCUGAUUGUGUAUAAAUUAAUUUUGUUGAUUUUAUUUAGACGUUAGUCCUGAAAAAUAAAACGACAACUGUAUCCACUAUAAA
Cloeon dipterum is the source of this 960-nucleotide messenger RNA. RefSeq names its product MICOS subunit 26/27 (gene Mic26-27). Lineage: Eukaryota; Metazoa; Arthropoda; Insecta; Ephemeroptera; Baetidae. The transcript has 7 exons. The record is from RefSeq and is a predicted model, not a curated record. Bases 147 to 800 code for a protein of 217 amino acids. Gene Ontology annotation, cellular component: MICOS complex. Gene Ontology annotation, biological process: cristae formation.